GUCAUGUUUUUCCUACACCUCUGCUCAUUCUCACUGCUCUCCUGGAGUCCCUCCAGCUCCUCCCAGAACUGGACAAUAUUCUAGCUGAGGCCUUACCAAUAUCUAGGAGAAUUAUUCUCUCUGUCUGGCAAACAGCGCUCCUGUUUAUGCAUUCCACAGGGGUGUUUGCUUUUUUUUCUUUUGUUGCAGCAAUACAACUUUUUUUGACUCGUGUUAUGCUUCACUGCAACCCGUAGAUUUCCUUCUGAAAGCCCUUAGAAAUUGCACCAGAUUAAGGAUGGAGCUGCUGCCCCUCGUAGGACUGAAGUGCUGCCCCAGCUCUAAGUCCUGAUUCCAGGCCGAGCUUCAGCUGAUAUCCUUUGACCCAGGAGAUGGGUGACAAGAAAAUGAGCGCUCUGCAGACCUGCAAGCCUCUUUUCUGGUAACAAAAACCUUCUCCAGAUGGAAGCCCUCUGACUGAGACCUGGGUAGCAGAGGUGGGUGAGCAUCUGUUCAGCUCGCCCCGCAGCCCUGCCUCACCCGAGCCGCCCGCGCGGCUGACGCGAGGUUUGGAAGUUACAGCGAGCGUCCCAGGAGCUGCGGGGUCAAAGCGUUCGCUUUGUGUCCUAGCCCUGGGCAGGAAGAGGGGAGAGCGCCAGCUUCUGAAACAAGCCAGGCCCAGCACUCUGCAAGGGAUCUCGGAACAGCUGGCAGCGACGUCCAAAGCCUAAUGUUAGAUCUGGCUCGGACUCGCCUCCUGAGACCGAAGACUCCGAGCGCGAGAGAACAGCAACGCCGUCUUCCAGCUGUGGGAACCAAAGCAGCAAAAACACAAGGCGAGACAUCAGGAAACAGCCCUGGCUUGGGGUUCUCUGUCCAAGGAGAGACAGACCGUAUUAUCUACUGAAACUGCAUUUCCACUGGGACAUGGGCAAAGAGGAUUUUGUGCAAGAACUUAUCUGAUCUCAGUGCAAAGAUACUCAGCUUUACGGUGGUUCUGAUGCGUGCUGUUUCUUGUAAUCCCUGGAAACUGGUGUAAACCAGAGCUUUCAGCUUCUCAGAAAGCCUAAAAGCUGACCCACACCUGCUGCCACUAUCAGUGCAGCAGUCCAAAAAGCCACUUCGGUAUCUGCAUUGGCUGUAGGGCACCACUCCAAAGACUUGCUCUCUGAGAGGAUGACACCAUCUCUCUUCCUUGUCUUUCUGGUAUUGUUUAGAAAAACAUCUCUCUGUAUUCCUCCUACGUGGCAACUGUUCUUUCCAGUUUCAGGGGUGCCUGUUGGACACCAGAGCCAACAUGAACGUGGGAACAGCACACAGCGAGGUGAAUCCCAACACCCGUGUCAUGAACAGCCGGGGCAUCUGGUUGUCCUACGUCCUUGGAAUCGGCCUGCUGCACGUCAUACUCCUGAGCAUCCCCUUCUUCAGCGUCCCUGUGGUUUGGACUCUUACCAACAUCAUUCACAACAUGAGUAUGUACAUCUUCCUACAUACCGUGAAAGGAACUCCUUUUGAGACUCCGGACCAGGGGAAGGCUCGGCUGCUCACGCACUGGGAGCAGAUGGACUACGGCGUGCAGUUCACGGCGUCGCGCAAGUUCCUGACCAUCAUGCCCAUUGUCCUCUAUUUUCUAACCAGCUUUUACACAAAGUAUGACCGGAUACACUUCAUAAUCAACACCAUCUCCCUUAUGAGUGUCCUGAUCCCCAAACUGCCUCAGUUUCAUGGAGUCCGGAUCUUUGGGAUCAACAAGUACUGAGCUGCGUGGCUGGAGUGAAUGGAAGAGGAGCAGGGGAGAGGGGGAAGUUCCUUCUCUCCAGUCCUGUUUCUUCAUCCCCACGCACACUGGGAUGUAAUUUCACAGCGGCUGUUUAAAUGCAGUAUCCAAUAGACAUAUACCGCAUGCUGGAUCCUCAUGCCCAAUAAAUCUAAACAAGCUCCAGAGUAGAAUUUAGUGCAGAGCAGGAUGCAUGGCGCUGGAUUUCCUUUAUUCCAGUGUCCUCAAUAGAUGCAGAUACACUGAGACUUCAAGGUACAAAGAGAGAGAUUGUCAUCUGUCCCAGGCAUUGAAUGACGAGAAUAGGGAUGAGGGGAAAAGCUUUUAGUGCUGGUACUAUUGCUGUGGUAAAUGCACUUUAAAAUAUAUUUCCCUUUCUGAAGCUAGGUGCUUUAAGCAUUACGUAGGGGAAAUUCAAAAGGAUACAACCAGGCUUUCCCAAUACUUGUUUGUUUUGGGGUUUGAGUUCCAUUUUUGGGCAGGGGAGGGGGAAAAGAAUGAGAUUUUAUUUUGCAAUCUUUUACACCACUGAGAAAGGAAGUUCUUUUACUAAAACAGUACAGGAAGGAAUGACCUGCAAUUUGACAAAGCUUUCAUUUUCUACGGUACCAUUCAGGUGGUUCAGGGAAAAGAGCAACAGAUCCUAAAUCAUACUUGUUAUUUUCAGCUUGUACCAGGAUCUAUCUGGGUAACUGCUCCCCACCCCAAACUGCUAAUUUUUAAGCGCACUCUGAGCACUCAGGCAGUGCAGCAUUUGGAUUAAGGGCUGGGGUGCAGGUUAUUUUAAUGAUCAACAACAAAUGCCACUGAGCUACUCGGUACAUGGGGACUGCACAAGCAUGGGAGAUGGAUGGUGCUUGCUGUAGUUGGUUAGUGACUAUAAUUGGAUUUUUUUUUCCUCAGUCCAGCAUCUUGGUCUCUUAAGUCUGUGUUACUGGGAUUUACCAGUGGACUCGACUCAGUAUCUGACUCAAGGCAAGUGAGUGUUUGAUUUCUGAUUUACCUGGAAGUCUGUCACUCGGCUCCAGGCACAAGUGCUGCAGCAGCAUCCCCCGAGCCCUCAGGUGAUCGCUGGCAAGGGUGGGCAAUACUAACGAGCAGCAGACUUAAUUGACCAACAGAAGGAUGCAAUGGGCCACUGAAGAUAAUAGGUUAUUUAGUAUAGGAACAAAAUUGAGCCCUUUUCCCAUAAAAUUACCACCUAAAUGAAGUAGGUUUGCAGGUUUAGAUUUCCUGGCUGAGAUAGCUUUCUACUGCUCAGAAUAAUUGGGUUUUCUUUUGGGUUGUGUACCAGAUAAAAUGUGUUUUUUCUCAUGCUUCCCCUGCAAACUCAUGAAAGCCUAUAUUUUUGUUGUCUUAGUGCUUAUAUUGUCUUACACUUUUGACAAUAGUAUAAACAUUUUAAAUAUGGUAUUUUUGUUCCUGGAUUAGCCCAUCCUAGUUUUAAAGGUCAUAGUGGAUAGUGUAGAGUUGUGUUUGAUGGUCUGAGCAUAGGACGUGGAUAGGGGAACUUCAGGGUUGCAUGUAAGACCUAGUACUACUCCAUGCAUAAUUUUAGGCAAGUUGCUUUACUUCUCUCAGACUUACCAUCAGACUGCUGCAGAGAAGGGAAAAACAUUUAAUGUACCUCAGAGGGCUGGGGGAAUGCAUAGAGAAUCAGUACAUGGAAUGUUUGAAAAAUUGAAAUAUUUUAAGUGAAAAUGAAGUUUUCAGGAAGGUAGAAAAAGUCUGGCUUGAUACCCGAGUGCUGUUCUCCAGCAAGGGAGUUUGACAGAUGUGCAAUUCACUUGAUGGGGAGGUUAAACCUUUUAGCCACCAUGACAUAAGGACGACUGCUGCUUUAGUUAAGGUACUAUAUACCCUAAAGCUAAUAUACUCUUUAAGCUAUUAGACAAUGACAUUUGAAAAAAAUAUUGUUUUCAAAAUAGAGAUACUUCAUCAAUCAGCUAAGUACCUUUGAAAUGACUAAGAAAUCAACAGUGUCAGUGCCCGGAAUGCUUACGGAAAGGCUGCUGCCCUCAGAGGCGUGGCGCCUGUCCUCAGCAGGGUGGGCAAGGCUGUAUCCAUGUACCCAUAAUGCAGACUGUAUGUUGCUUAAGAGAUCUGAACGUCUGCCCGCAGACACAACUUACAUGCCAGUGGUGAAUCUCCAGAGGAAAGAAAACUAUUUGUUUUGGUAGAAAACGAGAGGAAAAACAUCCACUUUUUUGCAACAGAUACAGUCACUAUAUGCUUAAAGACAUUACUCCUAUAUAGACAGACAUAUACUGGUUAUUUCUAAGUAUAUGCACAUUACACAGAGUCAAAGCAGUUUGGAUACUUUUAGCAUAAGUAUAAAUAGAAGGUGGGGUCAGUUCUUCUCAGUGAGCUACAGCACUUUACAGUUUCCUUGAAGGCCUUGGCAUUACAACGGCUCCGGGUUAGAUCAUGUUAUUUGUGCUGUCAACUGACACUAUGGAUAUCUGAUUCUAUUUGUUAAAUUAAACUGUGAAAGAGAAUAGGAUUAUAAACUUCUCAAAAAGGCAGUUUUUAAAGCCUAAAGUCUAAAACUUCUUGUUAGGCAAAGCCUUAAAUUAUAAUAGUAAGCCCUUCUGAUUUACCUUAUUCACACCUAAAUGAUUAAACUAGCCAUUACACAGAUAGGCGUUACAUGGCAAACGCCAUUCCUUACAGGAAUAGCAUUUUUGCCACAGAGUAUCUGAAGUUAACUUGAACUCAUACAGUUAAUCCAAUCAAGGGAAACAUAAAUGAAAACUGGAGAAAUAUGGAAAGAAGCGAGAGUUGAAGACAGAUUUCAUGUUAAUAAUGUGGUGUGCUAAGUAUCUACGUAAGAUUAAUAAAUACUUGAACAAUUUCACAUCUGAUAAUACCUUCCUUAAGAUACCAUCUUAAGGGUAGGUAUCAGAAUUAAUCAAAAAUAGAACAACAGUAAGUUAAUUAUAAUUAAACCGCAGUUGCGAUUGCCCCUCGUUAAGUAUACGUGGGGUAGUUUUAAGUGAAAGAGUUCUGGGUACUGCUGGUCAUACAUGAGUCACGGGGCUCCUUUCUGUCAGUGGCACAGGAACACGCGGUACCCGACUGAGUCCCCGCUUGGAAACCACCACUGCAGCGGUGUGGAAGUAACAGACACAGUUCUGGGUCUCCUGGAACUCUGUACAGAAACCACUUCUAGUUUAUUUGUGUUUGUUAAAUUCAUGUAGAAGUGAGCCCAGCACUGGAAGGCUCAUCGUGCACACACGCAAGUUAAAGAGCAUAGUCAAAACACUAGAACUCUCAGGGGUUAACUCACGUCUGAGAAAAGGGAGGUCAGGACAGCGUAGGCAGGAUGAGGGAUUUUCAGGGGUGUACGUGCAGCUGACAUAGCAGUGAUCCAAGGGUGAAGCCUACCUUUUGCGUGGAGAACCGCAACCUCAGUGCAAGGACUGUCCAUUCUUUUGGACUAGAAUUUUCUCCAAGUACCUACAUGAAGGAGAUAAUUAAUCGUUAUUGAUUUUAAAUGAAAACAUCAGACUUGACAGAUUUUCCUCUCAAACUUGUACUAGCUUCCUGUACAGGGCUAGGCUGAAAGUCAGCUGGAGAAUUAAAGGUGGGGUCUAUCCUGUGACUAAAAAACAAUUACUGGAUUAGUAGGUACUUAAAAUGCUUUUCUUUUUUGUUCUGCAAAGAAUGCCAAAGGAGAAAAGCUUGUGAAAACCAUUCACAGGAACUGGCAAAAGCCUCCCUCUGCCCCAUCUUGUCUGCUCAAAGCCUCUUCUAAGCCACUGUCAAGAUCAGGCCUGUGUUUACACCGUGUGACACCAGGAAAGGCAGAAAACAAUCAAGUACUAACAGCCUGAUGCUUCCAAAAUAGGGAUCCUGUCUUGUGAUUCAUUUAACAUAGCCAACAGGAUGUCAUAUUGUCCAACCCUUUGCAGGAAAAAGCCUUUUAAAAAAAAAAAAAAAAAAAAAAAAAAAAAAAAAAGCCUGAGAUCUAGGGCUACUUAAUUCCUGAGUACUUUUUUUUUUUUUAAAUCAUUGUUUAAUUUUUCUGUUUUAAUAGAAACAUGGUAUUGGCCCUUGAAAAGGGGACAGCAGCUGGUUACCAUUGUUAACACAUUAGCAUUUCUCUGUGAAUUAUGUUGCUCUAUCAUUGCCUAUAAUAUCUUUUAAGCAUGCAAGUGUUUGUGUAUAUGUAUCCUCCUUGGAUCAGUUUAAGUGAGCUAAAUUAGUUGGGGUUUUUUAAUGGAACAUACUGACAUUGUACAAAGUUUUAGGUUUCUUUUUUUUCCAAUAGCCCUUCUUUUUGCUGUGUAUACAGAAGUCUCACGUAGACAACUUUCUAAAAUAAAGUGUGAAUAUUUUUAUUACUCCUUUGUACAGUAUUCUAAGAGAAACUAAUAAAAUAAGUAUUCAUGUAAAAA
Molecule: messenger RNA, 6156 nt
Organism: Tyto alba (common barn owl)
Lineage: Eukaryota; Metazoa; Chordata; Aves; Strigiformes; Tytonidae
Gene: ORMDL3
Product: ORMDL sphingolipid biosynthesis regulator 3
Exons: 4
Coding region: 1277-1738 (153 amino acids)
Biological process (GO): ceramide metabolic process; intracellular sphingolipid homeostasis; negative regulation of ceramide biosynthetic process
Cellular component (GO): endoplasmic reticulum membrane
Source: RefSeq, a predicted model, not a curated record